Molecule: messenger RNA, 2479 nt
Organism: Microcebus murinus (gray mouse lemur)
Lineage: Eukaryota; Metazoa; Chordata; Mammalia; Primates; Cheirogaleidae
Gene: FOXQ1
Product: forkhead box Q1
Biological process (GO): cell differentiation; anatomical structure morphogenesis; regulation of transcription by RNA polymerase II
Molecular function (GO): RNA polymerase II cis-regulatory region sequence-specific DNA binding; DNA-binding transcription factor activity, RNA polymerase II-specific
Source: RefSeq, a predicted model, not a curated record
GACACGCAGCCGCGGCUGGCCAGCGCGGAAAUGCUGCCCCGGAGGCUGGGGGCGGGAAGGCGGCUGCGGGCGCAGCGGCCACGAGGACUGGGCUCCGAGGGUGCUCAGGGUUAAAGGCGCUGGACCUUUCCCCAGCCAAGGCACGCACAGCAUCCAGCACUGUUGCCGUGCCCGAGGACGCCCGCACGGGACCUGGGACUGCCAGCGAAGAACCCCUCCUGGGCUCUUUUAACGAAUAGCAGAUGCGAACGCUUCUUCCCUCCCGCAGGAAAUCCUAAGCCCGGCGCGCUCGGGCACCAGAAGGUGGAACCGCAGCCACCCUCAAGUCACCGAAAAGUCUCUGAUACCCGAACUGCAGGUGGCACCCGCCCCACUCUUCCCUCUCCGCUCCUCUCCGUCCACCCAACACGCACAGGCCCUCCAAAGAGAACUUCUAGCGGAAGACGACUCUUCUACGGAAAAGCGACUGUCUCGCAAGACCAGGGAAAGCUCCCGAGAGAGAAAGUCAAGGCGCCCCGGCCCUGGGAUCGCCAGCCCAGUCCCCGGCGCCUGCCGAGACCGCGCGAACGAGAAGGGUACGGCGCCGGGCGGGGACUGGGCGCGCGGGCAUGAAGUUGGAGGUGUUCGCCCCGCGCGCGGCCCACGGGAACAAGCCGGGCAGCGACCUGGAGGGCGCGGGCGGCAGCGACGUGCCGUCUCCGCUGUCGGCCGGGGACGACUCCCUGGGCUCCGACGGGGACUGCGCGGCCAACAGCCCGGCAGCGGGCGGCGGCGCCGAGGAUCCGGCGGCCUGUAGCGAGCAGAGCGCGGGCGGCGGGCCGGGCGCAGGGGAGGAGGGCCCCGCUGCGGCGGCGGAGGCGGGCGCGGCGGCCGGGCCCCGCGCUGGGGGCGGCGAGGGCGCGCGCAGCAAGCCGUACACGCGGCGGCCCAAGCCCCCGUACUCGUACAUCGCGCUCAUCGCCAUGGCCAUCCGCGACUCCGCCGGCGGGCGGUUGACGCUGGCCGAGAUCAACGAGUACCUCAUGGGCAAGUUCCCCUUUUUCCGCGGCAGCUACACGGGCUGGCGCAACUCGGUGCGCCACAACCUCUCGCUCAACGACUGCUUCGUCAAGGUGCUGCGCGACCCCUCGCGGCCCUGGGGCAAGGACAACUACUGGAUGCUCAACCCCAACAGCGAAUACACCUUCGCCGACGGGGUCUUCCGCCGCCGCCGCAAGCGCCUGAGCCACCGGGCGACGGCCCCCGCGCCCGGGCUGCGGCCCGAAGCAGCCUCGGCCCAGCCCGCCGCCGCGCCCCUGCCGCCUGCGCCCGCCGGCCGGGCCUCGCCGCGCGCGCGCUCGCCCGCCGGCCAGGAGGAGCGCGCCAGCCCCGCGGGCAAGUUCUCCAGCUCCUUCGCCAUCGACAGCAUCCUCAGCCAGCCCUUCCGCAGCCGCCACGACCGGGACGCGGCCCCCGGGGCGCAGCUGCGGUGGGGCGCCGAGCCCUGCCCGCCGCUGCCCGCGUACCCUGCGCUCCUGCCGGCGGCGCCCGGCGGGGGCGCGCACCUGUACUGCCCCCUGCGGCUGCCCGCGGCCCUGCAGGCGGCCUCGGCCCGCGGCCCCGGCCCGCACCUGCCCUACCCCGCGGAGACGCUCCUGGCCUGAGCCCCGCCGGCCGGAGUCGGGGGCGCGCCGUCUGGGAGCGGGGAGGCAGGCCGGGCUUUGCACUUUCGAUACAGAGGAAAAGGGACUUUUAGAAAAAUCUCCAUCAAACGUGCCUUAAAGCUAAAGCAUUUUGACAGAAAUGUUUUAACUUAGUCCAGAAUGUUUUCCUUCAACUUAUAGCUUUACAGAGGACCAAAGCAGUUCUUAAUUGUUUUAGUUUCUUGGCCAAGCCUGUUCCUCCCUCCCUUCAUAAAGAUUUUUCUCUCUCCUUAUCGCCCAAGAUCCCUUUAUUCCUACUAUUUUUGUCGCACCUUUCAUUGAUUUAUCCCCCUCCUCCCCAAAAAGUACAUCAGGGAACCAUUCCAUAAGAUAAAUGAUACGACUACUGUUUGGGCUUUACCAGGCCCCUCCGUGUACGUACGUGGCAUUUACAAGUAUGACUGAGUGUGAGAAAGGUGUCAGAGCAUCUUGGGUCAUUUCUCUGCUAUCGACCAUUGCUUCACUGUGCCAAACGGGAAAAAGAUGUGGUUGGGUUUUGUAAUUAAAUUAUUUAUAUGUUUUUUGAGACCUGAGUUGAAAAUGUUGCAGGCAACGGGCUACAGCUUUAUUAGUGGUUCUCCAACUGUGGUCUCCUUGGACCAAGUAAUCUCUUUAAAGGAAACGUUAGCAUUAUGUGUCGGGGGUGCCAGGACCACUGCCACUGGAAAGCAAGUGUGAUUUUUAUUUUUAAUAUUAUUUUAUUUGUGUCUGUGUACAUAUUCAUGUAUGAAUUUUAUGAAACUCAAGCAUAGUGCUUAUUUUUUAAUAAAAGUUACAACUGAUUUAAACACUUUGUG